Messenger RNA from Laetiporus sulphureus 93-53, 2998 nucleotides. RefSeq lists its product as uncharacterized. The record is from RefSeq and is a predicted model, not a curated record. The coding region runs from base 118 to 2859 and encodes 913 amino acids. Gene Ontology annotation, molecular function: nucleic acid binding. The transcript is spliced from 11 exons. NCBI's taxonomy places the organism in Eukaryota, Fungi, Basidiomycota, Agaricomycetes, Polyporales, Laetiporaceae. Gene Ontology annotation, biological process: primary miRNA processing; mRNA processing. Gene Ontology annotation, cellular component: nuclear body.
AACACAUUGAGCUUGUCUCAACGAGCGUCGAGAAAGCCGUGCUCGUCGUUGUGUUGUCGCGUCUCAAGAGUCUUCGCGUGUCUCGUCCUCUUUCUCUCUCAGUGCUUUCCUCUGAACAUGUCCUCUUGGUCUGGUGCUGCUUACCCUCCUCCUCCCCGCGGACGCUCGCGUUCUCGCUCCCCUUAUCGUGGGACAUAUCCUCCAAGACCAAUGUAUCCUGAACCUGGUUAUCCCGAUCCCUACCGUGGUGAUUGGGACGUGUAUGAUAGGGAAAGAGCGUGGGCUAAUUAUGAACGGGAAAGGGCCGCAUAUGAGUACAGUAGGCGAGGAAGAAGUCGGAGCCCCCCGUUGGACGAAGCCAGUAGGAAGCGCCGACGUUCGCUGUCGCCUUGGGAAAGGGAGAGGUUCGAGCCGAGGCCUCGAUAUGGCGACGAUUACGAUGCGCACUCGCGUGGGUACGGGUACGGGUCACCACACCGUGGUCAAUACCCUCCUCCGCCUCCCUAUGGCUCACUGCGGCGAGCGCCCCCUGAUCCCCACACCUUUGAUUAUCCUGCAUCUCUGAAGCAAUACGCGGAAUGGUUCCGCUUCUAUCAUCCUCAGCAGGCAAUAGAGGAGGACAAUGCGGAUAAGGCAGCAGAACAAGAGGCAGGGGACGGCUCCAAGCCCCGCAAUGGUAUUAGGACACGAUGGGAGAAGUACAAGAAGGAGUUUUCCGCGCAGCAGCUUCAACGCAUGUACGACCAUCACCGCAAGUCACCUUGGUUUGCGGAAAAGUACGACCCUGCUCCCGAAUUCGCAGCCAUGCGCGCGAGGGUCAGGAAAACUGGUUGGAGGGGAAGAAUGGAUAAUUUUUUGCUCGAUCUUGAAGCAGGCAAAUUCGAUCCUGACCUGAGCGAACGGGAGCCAGAGGCUGCCUCCCCGACUAAGGAAGUUCCGCCCAGCUCGGAACCUACGGCCAACGGCACUGAAGCAAGCGCGGGCCGAUCCUCCCCUGAGGAGUCAAAGCAAAAUGGUGCAGGUGGUAACGCCGAGGAUGAUAUGCAGUUCAACGUCGAAGCUGAAGAUGAAGGCGGCGACAAUGACGCCAGCAGGACCGACGCGAAUGGCAAGACCUUUGCAGACAACAGGCGCAACAAUCGAGGGGAGGAGAUCGCGGUGCAGCCUGAAGGCAAUCAAGUUAUGAUUCGAACAAUCCCGCCUGACAUUGGUCGUGCGAAGUUGGAAGAGGCUUGUGGUCAAAUCCCUGGCUUUGUGUACCUCGCGCUGGGAGAUCCACUGCAGAAGAGGAACUACUAUCGUGCGGGAUGGCUGAAGUUCACUGACGAUGCGGACAUGUCAACUGUGAUGGCCGAAUUGUCCGACAAGAAGAUCGAAGGCUUCAAAUUGCAUGUCGCGCACAAUACGAAGCCAUUCACGAGCAGGGUACGUUAUGCUCCGGAGGUCGCAAGCAAGCCGGACAGGAUAGCAAAGGACCUCGCCAAUGCAAGAAAACUGGCGUCUCUGCUGGAAGAAGAGUAUGAGACAUUGAGGAAGAUGAAGAUUCCGCCGAAGCAGGAGACAAACGGUGAUGCUUCUGUGAACGGGGAAGCGGAGCAGCCUGAUGUAGGGAUGGGUGAGGCGGCGGUUUCUGAGGAUGAGGAGUCAGAGCCGCGAGAGCGGGGAAGCGAGGCUGUUGAACGGCGGAUUGAAAAAAUCAUGGCUGACCUGAAGGAGCAUGGUCAGGUUGACACUGCCGACGAGAAGGCUUUGGAAGCGAAGAAGGCGGUAGUUUCGCUCGACUUGUAUCUUGCCUACCUUCGUGCUGCGUUCCACACAUGCUAUUACUGCGCAGUUGUUACGGAUCACUUAGAAGAAUUGCAGCGCAAGUGUGUGAAGCAUGUGAGGAAGCCAAUGUCGAAAGCGUUGCUUCAGGAGGUUAAAGCGGCAGAAGAGAAGGCUGAGCAAGAGCAGAGAGCUCAAGCAGAAGGAGAUGAUGAGAAGAAAGAGAAAGAGGUUGCAAUCAAGGAGAAGACCGAGAGCAGGGAUUGGAAGAGGAAUGACGAGCGAUGGCUCGAAUGGCUCGAUUCUAAAAUCGCUCUCCUGAUUGACCGGAACGGCGUCGACCCCCGAGACUAUGGAGGCAAGAGUUAUGAAGAGGAGCUUUCCAAGGCGGCUGAGCCGCACAUGAAGCAGGAGGACGAAGGAAAGUUUAGGUGCAAGACAUGUCAAAAGCUCUUCAAGGCCACUUCGUUCGUAGAGAAACAUAUCGCGAACAAACAUCCCGAGCUGGUAAAGCACUUGGAAGAGAUACCCUACUUCAAUAACUUCGCGCUCGAUCCUCAUCGCAUUCAGCCUUUCGCACAUCCUCCUGCUCCCGUCGGGAAUAGUCAGGCUCCUCCUCCUCAGGCUUAUGGUCUGCAAGGUCCGGCCUAUCCUCCUACUGGUGAAUAUGGCCGGGGUUCGGCUCCAUACUCAGGGUCGUAUGGGGGCUACCCACCACCAUACGCCAACGGUGGAUUCUGGGACCCCUACGGGUAUCCUUAUCUACCAAAUGCUUACCCUCAACCCCCGCCUCCACGCAGAGAUGAGGGUGUAGGGGCGAGGCGCUUAAGCGAGCGUAUUAGUGGCUUCGCCCCUGGAUACGAACAGAACGUGGAAGUGCCUCCUGUUCCGGCUUCGGCCGGCUUGCCUGCUAAGCCAAUGGCGACGUUGGAACCUGGCCCAGGUGGCAGGCGAAGUGGACGAACAAGUGCGGGUGGACCGCCGCCGCCGCCGCCGCCCGACGCCAAGGAGGACCCGAGAGCGGCAGCGGGGAGGAAGAUCAGUUACCACGACAUGGACUUAGUGGCCGAAGGGGACGUUGAGCUGCAGUACUGAGCUAUGUAUCAAUUGUUCACUUCUGGAGUUGCUGGAGUUGCAUUUCAUAACAAUAUUCCUCGUGGCAAACGCAUGUUGAGAUGCGGAAAUGCUGGCGUAUGAUGUAGUUAUUUGAAUAUCACCUGUUUCGAACCGCGUG